Trichobilharzia regenti is the source of this 899-nucleotide messenger RNA. Lineage: Eukaryota; Metazoa; Platyhelminthes; Trematoda; Strigeidida; Schistosomatidae. The record is from the annotation of a GenBank genome assembly.
CGGCUUUUGAAAGCUACUCACGGAAUUCUCACAAGCGAUGUCUGUUUCCGCGCAUCGAAAUACUUCAUGUCUAUGCAGAUUAAAAAGUGGUUACGAUGAUAGAAGAAAUGGAGUAUCAUUUGUUAUACAUAGGAAUGGUGAUUCGUUUAACCCUGGAAGACGAAUUUUUAUAAAUCAUCGACUAUCUUUAACAUGGAGUUCGUUUAUGGAGCAGCUGCGUAAGCGCUUGGGACAGUAUGUGCCAGCGAUUCGAUGCAUUGUUUCUCCAAAUUCUGGAACUCAAAUACGAGAUAUUAGAGAACUUCAGGAAAAUCAUAGGUACAUUGCAGUACCUAGAGGCGAAGUUCUGAAACUAUUAGAUUAUCAAAAGGUUGAUGAAAGGGCCCGACAUCCGUCAAAAAGGCUUACAUCAUCAGAAUUGUUUGAAAAAUAUUGGAGAAGACGCCAUAUUCGACUUCGCAGUCAAAUGGGUAGGAUAUCAGAUGGAUUUGGAAGAAAUGUUAAAUUGAUAUUUGUCUAUCGGAAUGGUGAUACAUUUACACCAGCUAUACGCGUACACCUAAGACCUAUUCAAGCAAUGGAUUUUGAGCUGAUAAUGCGUGCUAUUGAAGAUUGUGUUGUAUUACCUCAGGGCAAAGCUGUUCGAAGGUAGAUUCAUAUUUACUUGGAGCAGUAGUGAGUGCUAUAUACUUAACGCUUAGUGUUUAUGCUGACUAGAUUGUUUAAUAUUCAUUUCCUUAAAAAUAAUUUUUAUUACCCCAUGUAUAUCCUUUGAGGAGGUUGAUCUCGCCUCCUCCAAUCAACUCACCUUUCAGAAGUGAAGGGAAAAGUUGCAUAUAAGUUUAGGUUGGACUAGAAUUCAAUAAUUAUGAAUUCUGUUGCCACAAGCUGUAUUUAAG